GUAGUAAUUGGCUAUGGUCAACUCCAAUUCAGACCCUGAGCGUGCCCAGGGGCCUGUUACAACUUCCCUCUACCAUGGAGGACCUUCCACUAUGUCGGUGGACAAGCUGACGAGACGGAUGGGCACUUCAAUGGAUAUUCCUGAAAAGAACCCCGCGAUGAGCCACAGUGACGAGUCACUCGAUGCUGGAUCCAACAUACUUGCCAAAGACGGCACACACCGAUUUCUCAAAUCACGGCAUAUCCAGUUGAUUGGUAUCGGAGGCACCAUUGGUACAGCGCUUUACGUCCAGAUUGGCCAAAGUCUGCUCAACGGUGGUCCCGCCAGUUUAUUUCUGGCAUUCACAAUAUGAACCUUCAAUAUUGGUCUGGCUGAGAUGGUCGUAUACCUUCCCGUCUCCUCUCCUUUCAUCCAUUUUGCUGGCCGCUAUGUCGACGAAGCCUUUGGGGUAGCAGCCGGCUGGAAUUUCUUCGUCUUCGAAGCUGUGCAGGUGCCAUUCGAGAUCACUGCAUGUAGUAUGAUCAUCCACUACUGGAGUGAUGUGGUCCCAACAGUUGCAAUCAUAGUCAUUGUGCUUGUGCUCUAUGCAUUCCUGAAUGUCUUCGCCGUAAAUUACUACGGUGAAGCUGAGUUCUGGCUUUCUCUGGGAAAAGUCUUACUCAGUAUAGGUCUGAUCAUUUUCACAUUUAUUGCGAUGUUGGGUGGCAAUCCCCAAAGGGACCGAUUUGGGUUUCGCUAUUGGCAAGAGCCUGGUUCCUUUGCAGAGUAUUACAAAACAGGAGACCUUGGGCGAUGGUUAGGAUUUCUCGCUUGCUUGAUCAAGGCGAGUUUCACCAUUGCGGGUCCCGACUAUGUGUCAAUGGCCGCUGGAGAAACGGAGAAUCCACGAAAGGUCCUGCCGAAAGCAUACAAUGGAGUCUUCUAUCGACUCACAUCAUUCUUCGUUCUAGGAGCACUCUGCGUGGGUAUUUUGGUCCCUUAUAAUGACCCGACCAUGGCCAAUGCAUUCGAAAAGGACCUACCGGGCGCGGCUGCAUCACCAUAUGUCAUUGCGAUGGACAGACUGGGUAUUCCGGUUCUCCCACAUAUUGUCAAUGCCAUGGUCCUUGGAGCUGCCUUCAGUGCAGGAAACAGCUAUGUCUAUUGCGCCAGCAGAUGCCUGUAUGGACUUGCGCUGGACAACAAAGCGCCGAGAAUUUUCAGGAAAUGCACGAAGAAUGGAGUUCCCAUCUACUGUGUGGGACUUGUCCUGCUGAUUGCGCUGCUUGCCUUCCUGCAAGUCUCCAACAGCGCAUCAGUCGUGCUUAAUUGGUUUAUCAACCUGGUUACUGCAUCGCAAUUGAUUAAUUUCUCGGUCGUUACCUUCUCCUAUACUCGCUUCAGAAAGGCGCUUAUCGCGCAAAACAUUCCCCGCAGUUCUCUCCCGUAUCAGAGUCUGGGUCAGCCUUACAUUGCCUAUAUAGCCAUGGUCUGUACGAUAGUCAUGGCGUUUGUAGGGGGGUACGAAGUCUUUCUACCUGGAAAAUGGGAUAUUCCCACUUUUUUCUUCUCAUACACAAUGAUUGGAGUAUUCCCAAUAAUUUUCUUUGGGUGGAAGUUUUGGCAUAAAUCCCAUAUUCGAAAGCCUGAAGAAAUUGAUCUGAAGACCGGACUCGAUGAAAUUGACGAGUAUGAAAGAAACCAUGUGUCGUUGCCUUCGAGCAAUAUAUUCUCGAGGUUUGCCGAUUGGAUUUUCGGCUAA
Aspergillus nomiae NRRL 13137 is the source of this 1741-nucleotide messenger RNA. RefSeq names its product putative general amino acid permease (Agp2). NCBI's taxonomy places the organism in Eukaryota, Fungi, Ascomycota, Eurotiomycetes, Eurotiales, Aspergillaceae. Gene Ontology annotation, cellular component: membrane. The transcript is spliced from 6 exons. The annotation marks the transcript as partial. Gene Ontology annotation, biological process: amino acid transmembrane transport. The record is from RefSeq and is a predicted model, not a curated record. Gene Ontology annotation, molecular function: amino acid transmembrane transporter activity.